Aplosporella prunicola CBS 121167 is the source of this 932-nucleotide messenger RNA. RefSeq lists its product as uncharacterized. The transcript has a single exon. Lineage: Eukaryota; Fungi; Ascomycota; Dothideomycetes; Botryosphaeriales; Aplosporellaceae. Bases 239 to 742 code for a protein of 167 amino acids. The record is from RefSeq and is a predicted model, not a curated record.
CGAGCACGGCAGGCAGCACGAAAGAACUGUAAGGACAAGGACAAGGACAAGGACAGUGACAGGGACAGCCCCCACCCCACAGCCUCGAGGCAGUGAUUGGUGACAUCAGCAUAGAGGCAGUGGCAGUGGCAGUGCUGCAGCAGCCAGUCACAGUCACAGGCACAGGUACCUACAGGUACAGCUACAGCUAUAAAUACCGAUACAGUAAUCCGCAGAAGAGCAGCACUCCGCAAAGUAAAUGGUUGAUAUACAGUGGCUGUACAUUUACACACGCAUCGCCAGCACCACCACGUAUGUAUGUGCAAUACCUACGUACGCAGCUCGCGAGGCAGUGCGCGCAAGCCGCGAGCCCCAAGACGCAAGCAGCACAGCCCACACAGCCUGCACCGCAGUAAUCUCUACCACACACACACACACACACACACACACACACACACACAUAUACACACAUAUGCACACACGACAAAGACUCGCCGUCGCGAGGCAGGCUCGCCAGCUCGGCCUGUACCAAGCACUAAUUUGCGCGUAUCGCGUAUUUGCACUGCAUACAGCGUAUUCGUAUCCAAGCAGUCCGCGCUACCUAACCUUAUCCUAUUGGUGCCGUCGCGAGCGACAGCGACAGUGCCAGCAGUGCGGACCUUCAUGCUGCUGCUGCGCGCGCGCGCGUGCUGGGCUUGGGGCACGCCGUUGCUCGUGCUGGGGACUUAUCAUUUAUCUACCUAGCCUUACCGCAUUUCCUUGACGCGUGGAGCAGCUGCCUGUUUUGGGACGAGAUGAGAGGAGAGGAGAGGCAUAUUUCGUACUCGUACUCCUACUAUGUACGUGGUAGUGGCUGCGGACCUUGGUCGGAGCGCGCAUCCCACAUGGCAAGGCAGCGGCAGUGAAAUGUGACGUUCGUCGGCCGCGACACAGCAGGUAGGUGUGGAGUGGUG